Messenger RNA from Pelobates cultripes (western spadefoot toad), 4205 nucleotides. Lineage: Eukaryota; Metazoa; Chordata; Amphibia; Anura; Pelobatidae. The record is from the annotation of a GenBank genome assembly.
UACCGGCUGGAGAAGAAUUGUUUUAUGCUGAAAUUAAAACUGAUCGCAGAAAAGGAGGUUAGUACGGCAGAUGUAUAACUGCUAAAAAAAAAAAAAAUCGGAAUUUGAUUUAUGUAUUGAUUUCUCUAUUUCUGAUAAUCAUGUCAACUUGAUUUUCCUUGUCCCAAACACUAUAGAAGUGUGAACCAUUGCUCAUAGUAAAGUUUGCAUAGUUCAUACUGAAAAAGGUCUAUAUUAUAGAUUUGGAAUGCAUCCCGCACAGCUCAAUAACAGUGGCAGCUGGUGAAGAUUUAAUAUGGUGGGAGGCAAACUAAGCCAAUUGAAUUGGAUUCGAAAUAUUGGGCAGACUUGAUGGGCCGAAUGGUUCUUAUCUGCCAUCACAUUCUAUGUUUCUAUAUUUCCUCAAAAUAUUCUAUAUUUGGCCCUUGGGAUUUAACACCUUGCACUUAUCCACACUAAAUGUCAGUUGCCACAGCCCUUACUAGUGUUCUAGGUCACUGGGCAUUCAUUUCAGACACUUGAGAUUAAAUGGGGAACGUCACAAACCACCUUUAGCAUACUGAGCAUGUCUGUGGUGCUAUUAGACUGGACGGAUUUCGCAAACGACCUAAAUUAUACACAUGACCUAGUACUCAACACCUUAUCCAGACUGCCAUUUUUCAUUAUCCGUCAGUUUGCUCUGAAAUGAAAGAAGGGGAAAUUAUAGCACUGCAGUGCUGUAUGGUGUAUGUUUAAUGGAUUAUUUGUAAGUUAACCAUUUCCCAAAGGGAAACAAACUCAUGUUAGUGGGUCACUCUUAACCCUGGCAAUAGUUUUUCUUUUGUUUUUUCAUUAUGAUAACAGUUAUCGUGUGGGGCACUGCCCUCUAAGUGUCCCUAUAGAUUAGCUAACACUACUCCAUACUAUUGUCAUACAAAAGCUACAUGAGGCUUUUGAACUGUGAACACUAACACACAGCUAACAUAGAUAUACUUAUAUAGCAAAUAUGAGAUUUGAAAAAUAAAAAUUAUAUGUAGAAUCUGUCCUUUGUUCCUGGCAGUCAGAAAGCAAACAGAGAAAAUAAGAAAUUAAGUAAUUUCUCUGAUUCUCCUCCUCAGUUGCAAUGUGUGUCUGGCUUUAUCUGAACUGGAUUGUGAUGUAAUUUUCUAAAUCUUUAAUAUAAUAUAAAAUAUAUUUACUUAAGUUUAAAAGAAAACAUUAUAUGAAAGUAAGUUAACUCAAAUUAGAGGUGAUUUUCAGUGUUUAAUUCCACAGUGUAAUGUUGUAGAGAAGUAACUGUUCCUCUUUAACCUGUUAGUUUAAAACUCAGAGGAGCACUCUAUGCACCAUGACCCUUACAGUGGUUAUGGUGGAAGGCGUUCCCUGGUGCCAUCCCAGUGUAACCCGUCAAGCCAGUUUAGCGGUGUUUGACUAAAUCUGGGUCCUACCGGGAUCCUGUCCUGAACUCUAGCAUUUAGUCUUCAUUGGCUGACCGUGUUGGCAGAGUAGCUGCAUGUCAAACUGAUGUCUGGCUUCUCCAGAUCUCAGAAACCUGGAUGAAGUGGAGGCAGCGGUGGGACCCAGGUAAGUAUCAAACCAUGUUAAAAACAGUUUGAGAGAUUAUGCUGAGAUUACAUAAGGGUACACCUGGACUAUAGCCAAUAAAUGGGGGCAGCAGUGGUUAUGGUGUUUGGAGUGUUCCUUUAAUAACCAAGUUACUUGUAGAUUUGUUUAAUAAAUGCUGUUCAAGUUUAAACUGUUUGAUUCGGAUUUAAAUAGGACAAUAAAUAUUCUGCUACGAAAAGAUUAUUCAUAAAAUAGUAAUUUUCAUACCAUCAACCCUUUAUCUUCCAGGUUUACCAGCAAUUACUGCUGAUAAUGUGAGUAUUGACAUUUAUACAUAUUCCUUAAGUAUUCAGGACAGACACUGCUCUUUAAAAAGUACUAUCUGAACAAGGCCAACGUUUUCCAAUGACCAACGAAAACACAAGCAGCAUUUAGUCAUUAGAGAUAAAAAGAUAAAAACUUGGAAACUAAUUGGUACUUUAAUAAAAUCUAUAAAAAUCACAAACAUUAAAAAAAAUUACAAUACUGCAUAUAAGACAACAUACAGUAAGGCACAAUAGAUAUAUACAAUAUUGGAUACGCUCCCUGAUUAAGUGAGGACCAAUCACGAAAUAGGAGCGUGAGGCGAACGAUUACCAAUCACUGACCGCCUCUGAUCCUCUGGAGUUUCCUUAUUUCCACUAUCCCCUACGGGUAAGGCAUGCACCCAGAGGGGGAGACAGGACACCAGAGCUGUUGCCCCCAACACUGCCAAAGAUCCAGCUGGCAGGAAUUUUCAGGAUGAUAUUCAUCCAGGAGCCCCCAGAAGUCUGCAUUUGAUUACACUUCAAAACAGAUCUCCCGACACGUCAGAGGCUUUAUAGCAUUUAACAGCAACAUUACUCCAGCUCUUUAUAUAUAUAUAUAUAUAUAUAUAUAUAUAAAAAAAAAAAAAACAACUUCUGCUACACUGAAUCAAUGAGGGAUGGCAUAGCAAUAUAUUACUUUAUAGUGUUUUAACCAAUCUAUUUCUGUUUGAACUUUUCUUGUGCAUAUAGUGUAUAUAUACACACAUUGUGCCUUACUGUAUGUUGUCUUAUAUGCGGUAUUGUAUUAUUUAUUUUUUAUGUUUGCGGCUUUAUUAAACAAUUAGGAUGUCAGUUGCGCGUCCUCUGAUUAUCGUUUAGAAUUUCUUUAGGAAGGACUUUCCUCUUUGAAAAGCAGCAACCACCAUCGUAUCACUUUUAGAACACUUAAAAAAAAAAAAAAAAAAAUUUCACCCAGAUCGCUUCAGGUGUUCUCAAAAAAAAAUGUGGAAGUCUUCUGUGACCGGCUUACCGUGUGCAGGCUGCCCAAAAUAGUUCCAUGAGUUUGGUGGGUUUUGCUGGUCACUUCAGUAAAAGGGAAAAAAUGAAUAAAGUACCGAAUGGAUCCCCUGGCUCUCAGCAGCAAUUGUUCCCCUCUGUCGAAUGCACCAAAGUACUGAAUAGCGCUCUUCUAGCUAUUCGGGAAUUAUAGUUCCAGCGUUUGUCUGUUUGAGACCGGUGUUCGGCAAGUCAAGUGUCUGAUUUUAGUUACAGACACUCAACGAUUUUAGUUACAGACACUCAACGACCAAGUCUCGAUGCCUUUGUUCGGCUGAAAAUAGAUGGCUGUGGUUUUCUCAGCCAUGAUUAUCUGCUAGGGUUUCAUAUACUGUAUUUCUAUUUUAUAUGAUUUAUAUCUUUUUCUAGAAAGUAUAAUAUCUGGUGCACACUUUUUAUUCUGCCCCUAGCAGAUUUAAAGACGUACACACCACAUACAGUUGCGUUAUCACACAAAGUUGUGACACCUAAUUCUAUUGUAUGAUAGAAAACAGUUCCAUAUACUGUUUUUCUAUUCUAUAUGGUCUAUAUUUUUUUUUAUAAAGUAGAAUACUUGGUGUAUACUAUAUUUAUUCUGCUCCUAACAGAUUUAAAAACGUACACACCAUACACUACUACACUUUCUUCCUCUAAUACUUGAUCUAUUUCGAUUUAUCCUAAUAUUGGCAUUAUCACAUUUAAUUUUAAUUAUAAUUUUAAUACUGGUGUUAUCAUAUUAAACAGCCAUUUUUGGGGGCGAAACCGCUCCUGGAACAAUCACACCAAACUUUGGGUGUCAGUUUCUGUCAGGCGCUGCAGGUCAAGGCCCACACAUUUUAGCGUGCUGAAGUAGUUUUGGUGCCAGAAGUACCCUCCUUUGUGAGUAAAAAUUAUUUUGAAUAGUAUGACUUCUCACUUAGGCUCUGUCAGACGAUGCUCUUCGCAUCCACUAGUUAAAGUGGAGAGCCAGAAGCAUUUAAACAGUGCAGGGCUAGCUUAUUGGCUUUGCUCUGCAAAGCCAGGCUUAGCUCAAAAAGAGAGCCAGAAGCUCUCUGGAGAUAUGGAGCAGCACCCAGAAGACCCCAGGUAAGUUUGACUGCUUACAAUGGAAUGAGAGGGGCACUAGGUCACUCCUGACUAUUGUGGUGCUGACGGUACAUUCAAUAUGUACAUCACUGCUUUGCAACCUAAAUAUACAUGAUAUGUGUUUCCCUUUUACAGUCCAUUAUCUACUCAGCGGUGAAGAGAAGAGGUUCAAACCAAGCAACACCAGAAUCUUGUGCGCUCUAUAUCAAUGGAAGCAUUGGGGAACGAUCACUGGCUGCCAUGGCCUCAUAA